Molecule: messenger RNA, 1386 nt
Organism: Laccaria bicolor S238N-H82
Lineage: Eukaryota; Fungi; Basidiomycota; Agaricomycetes; Agaricales; Hydnangiaceae
Exons: 9
Coding region: 1-1386 (461 amino acids)
Source: RefSeq, a predicted model, not a curated record
AUGUCGUUCGUCUCAGAAAAAUUUCUUCCUUCGGGCACAUAUAUUAUAAUCAAUGCCAAGUACGACCUCUCCAUCGCGUGUCAUGUUGAGGACAAUGUGGGUAGCUUGGUAUCGCAUGCGAACAAGGAUUUUGGAUGGAAGAUUACUUUGUUAGCCCAGAAGAAGUGGAUAAUCCAAAGUUGUUCCAAUGGAUUCUCGGCAAAUAUGCCGCCAGACGCAGAGGAGGAAGACGAGAUCAACGCAAAACCAGGUCAAGACCAACCCCACCAGUGGGUAAUCAAACGACGUCAGGCAACGGACACGUACAUCACAGAUGAGUCGAGUUGGUGGAAGUUCAGCAAAGUCGAGGAACCAGUCAUGGGUGCUAAGAUGGAAAGCCACCCGGAACCCCUACCUGUUUCUGUCGGAAAAUGUCUGAACCUCGUUCGCAUUCAUCGCGAAGUACAAGGCAUCCUAGAAGUACAAAGCUUCAUCAGCUCAUGGGACUCUGUCAAUGAAGCAAUGGUACUUGACACAAGCGGUGCAAACUCUUGUGUUAUGCAAGCGGUGGACGAAGCAACCGUGGUCGUACUUGAACUCUUUCACACAAAAAAUACACAUAGGCGCAAUCCACUUAGCUUACCAGCCAAGCAAGAUGUCAGCAGCAACUUAUGGAUCACUUCUAUCUUUGACGGACAGUCUCAACCAAAAUCAGGCGCACCCAGUUCAGAACCAGGCUACAAUGCUAUAGUCAUGGUUCAUUUGAGUGUUAAGAUGACCGUAGAUCUAAAUGAUCCGGGCAAGCCAACCCCAGGAAACUAUAAGAUCAUUUUCGUCAUUGAUGAUUCCGGCUCAAUGAGCGGCGGACGAUGGAAACAAGUCAGGGCCGCUCUUGCUGAAAUCGGGAAGGAGGCUAUGCAAUACGAUGCAGACGGAGUUGAUGUAUGCUUCAUCAACUCUCCGGUGCACAAAGAACUUGUUAAGGUCAGCAAUUACCUAGCAUUCCUUAUUGCCGAACUUAACAAGCAUAACCAGACGCAAGAGGAAAUUCUGAGUGUCUAUGACCAAGUUCAGCCGUCAGGCUUCACCCCCACCGGUGCCAAACUGGAGGCGAUUCUGGGACCAGUUAUCGAAAAGCUAGACGCCGCGGUGGACACGCAGGCCUACGGUCACAUUAAACCCGCGGACAUCAUCGUCCUUACUGACGGUGUUCCAACCGACGAUCCUGCGGCGGUCAUCCAAACAGCCGCGCAGAAAUUAGAUGAAGGACUUCAUCACAUGAACGCGGUUGGAAUCCAGUUUGUGCAGAUAGGCAACGACGAGGGGGCAGACCAAGCUUUGAUGGCUUUGUGCAAUGGUCCUGUUCGCGUGAGGUCUCUUAUGUUUCGUCUCUUGCAUCGAGACUGA